This is a messenger RNA of Caenorhabditis sp. 36 PRJEB53466, 2958 nucleotides long. The record is from the annotation of a GenBank genome assembly. NCBI's taxonomy places the organism in Eukaryota, Metazoa, Nematoda, Chromadorea, Rhabditida, Rhabditidae.
AUGACCGAGUCGAAAGAGACUGCGAUGCAGUACAGGCAAGUGCUGCACAAAAAACACGAAGAAAUAGAAGAAGUAAAAUUUGUAGAGCAUUUUGCGUGUCCAAAAAGCAAGAAGUCUGGGAUGCCCUAAUUCAUUACGGAAAAGAGGCGAAAAAGAUUGAAAAAGUGUACGAUAUGACGACAGUUCUGCAAAGAGUUCAGCAAGAGUGUCUCGUGGUCAGUUUCUCAAAAAUGUUUUUAAAAAAAUUGAUCGAGAAUGUCAUUUUAGUACGCGAUGACGCACGGAAUCGGUGUUCCGGAGGUUCACGACGCCGCCGAGUUGAUUUUUCCAUUGGCAAUGCAAAAAGUGCUCAUCAAAGUGCUCAAACCGUACUUUCUCUCGCAUUGGGCCAUUUACAGACGUCAGUUUCUUUCAAUUUUUGACUAAAAUCUUGAAAGUUUCAGUUGCCAACUAUGAUCGUACGCGCAAAUUGGAUCACGGAUUGGACUUGAACGAAGAUAUGCUUUCGCCGGCGAAACAAAUGGAAUACACGCAGUAUUUGGCCGAUUUCAAUAUUUUUGUUCAAGAAUUGUAUGAAAUUGUCGUUGAUUUCGAGAUUAAAAACUGAUGUUCUGCAGAAAAACUGGGAUUUUGAAUGCGCACCGUCACAUGGCGACUGCUGUUUCCCUCUACAUCCGUGAAUUGGCGGCGAUGUUGGUGAAUCACGAAAGAUCGUCGUUCGAAGGCGAACUAAGAUGCUCCUAUCUUCAGGAGGUACUCUUUGUCAUAUGAACUGGUUUUUCACUAAUUUUCAAUUUCAGAUAAUGGAAAGCCUUCGUCAGUGGACGGAUCAAGUGACGAUGCAAGACGCGUUUCAUCUGAUUAGCAGGACCGUUUACAAAGACAUUUUCCAGUUACUCUCCCGAAGAGUCAGGCGAAAUCCCAGAAAAACUAAGAAAAAGCGUUAUUCUUUAGGCCUACGAAAUGAUUGCCAUCGAUUUCCCCGACAAGUUUCGCGAAAUCAUCACUUUGAAGUAUUGCCUUCUAAAAACUCAGAAUUUCGGAAGAGAGGAUCUCACCAGACAGUUGAUCGCUCAAAUUGAAAGAAAUCUUCUCGUCGCCAGUCAGUUCUUGCCAACCUUGAGAGGAAAAUCGAAUAUUUCAGACAUUGACACCAAAACGAUUCUGAAAUCGUACGCGUCGUGCGUGGAAGCGCUUCGGGAAAUGGACAGCAGUUGUGUAGUGAUGCACAAAGUUUGCGGGGUUAUUCGGGAGUAUUUGAAGUGAGGAAUACUGCUGAAAUCUCAGAAAAAGUACAAAUUGAUGCUUGCAGAAAACGUCCUGACACGGUCCAACAAAUCAUCAGUUAUAUUACAUCAAGUAAAAAAGAUGAGCUCGAAAAAGACAUGGUUAAUCAUUCCGUUGAAACCUGAAAACCAAUAAAUUUGCAGUCGAAAACAGUGCGUUCGGCCAUGAUGGACGAAGAAGAGUUGCGAGGAGUCAACGACGAUUAUCUGCCGGAGAACAUGGAGACGAUGGGCUGGGAACGGUGGAUGCCGAACCCGAUCGACGCGAUGGUCGGCGACGGAAUGCCCGGCCGGCAGGGCGUCGACGUCUUCAACAUGCUCGUUUCCGUCUACGGAUCCAAAGAGCUCUUCGUCAAAGAAUACAGAAACCUGCUGGCGGCACGGCUUUCCGGCUCGGAUCACAAGGAUGUAUGACUAUUAUCCAUUUGCCAUUGAGAAGAAUCUCUGUCGUUUUUCAGCCGUUCUUCGAGAAACGCUACCUGGACCUUCUGAAAAUGCGCUUCCAAUACAGCGAGCUGCAGCACUGCGAAGUGAUGCUCCGCGACGUGAUGCACAGUCAGGAGGUUGACGAGAUAGUCGAGGCGCGGAAGCCGGCGCAUCUGCUUCCGGUCUCCGCGUGCAUCAUUUCCAAUCAUUAUUGGCCGAGGCUCGAGACUGAGAAGACUGAUACGGUAGAAAUUUAACAUUAAACUGAACAAAAACCAAAGCUAGACAAGGAUUUCUAGGAAUUCUGAGAGUUUGGACUUGUGGACUACGUACGGUCCUCCCAUCGGACCUUGACUUUUUAAUAUUAUCAGUCUUGGUUCGGAGGGUCUUCCUUGAAAAUUCCUUUCAAAUUUGAUUAUCUCGUCUGGAGAUAUAGUGAUUUACGGCCGAAAAGUCUAGGCUUUUUGCAAAAACCAGGUUUUUAGGGCUGACAAAAAGGCAUUAUUCAGAUCCUGCCGGUCGAACUGCAAUCAGCGAUGGUGAACUAUAGAAAGACGUUCGGGGACGUGAGAAAAGAGCGAAAGAUCAAUUGGCUCAAAAGCGUCGGCUGCAUGGAACUGUCGAUCGAACUGGACGGUGUGCGAAUCACGCGAACCAUUCCGAACAUUCACGCGGUCGUCCUGUUUCUCUUUCUGGAAAAGGAGGAGUGGACGACGGCCGAAGUAUCCGAACGCCUCGAAUUGACGACGUUGCCGACGAAGCGGAGGCUCGAGUGGCUCGUCAAACAGGGAUUCAUCAGUGUUGUCAGUGCAUCGUUCAGAUUUUCUUCUCCUAAUUUUAUCCAUUUUUCCAGAACCCCAUAAUCGCCAGUGACGUGUGGACUUUGACGCGAAAUCCGAGCGGAAUCCUUCCGAACGCUCAGGCGACGCCGGAAUUCGAAGAAGAAGAAGAACCGGAAGAGCCCGAGGACAAUUCCGAUAUGGUCGAAGCUUUGGAGCAGUACUGGAGCUACACCCGAAACUAUAUUGUAUGCCCUUAUUUCACGAAAAUUCUCAUAAGUGAUUUUCAGUCAAACCACGCGCCGAACGGAGAAGUGAAAGCAGAGCGGAUGCACCGAGUCUACCGGAUGUUCGGCUCUCCGACCUCCGCCGGACCCACCCUCGACCACGUCGCAACGUUUUUGCAACGGAAAGUGGCACUCGGACUGCUCACCUGCGUCAACGGAGCCUACCGCGUUGUUGCCUAA